CGCCGGGUCCACGCUGGCCGUGCCCGCUGGGGCACCUCUGCUUUGGCUCUCGAGCACCGAAAGCUCAAAGCCACUUCUUUCCAACCCCCAUGUGCCCGCAGCCGAGCCGACACGGUAGAUACAGCCCACAGCCUGCUGUCAGCCCCUCAGCAGAACGGAGCAACCCUGCUGAUCCCGAGCGGUGCUCAGUCAGGACAUCGCUGUCUUCGCGCUGCAGGCUCCGCGGGAGCGGCAGGAAAGCUCCGCCUCCGGCCGUUCGGGAACAGCCUGAUAAAGGCAGGUGCGGGCAAGCAGCAGGACCCUAGCUAGAAGCAUCUGCCUAUGCAGAGAGACCCUGACCCGUCCUUGGCCACCCCAUGCAAAGCAGCACCUGAGCCAGCCGGUGCGGCCGUGCCGACGGUGGCGGGAUAGGACCCUCUCUGCCUUCCUGCGCCCGUGUCCCGCGGUCCACAGUCUUCGGUCGCGUCUCUGCGAAGGGGCAAGGACCUCGCCCUCAAGGACCUCCGAAGAGGCGGGAUUUCUCAGGGAAGGGGAAGCAGGAUUUUGUUGUGUGGCUUGGAGAUGAGGCAGCUAUCUGGAGUGGGGUUCCUCCUGGGGCUGAUGGCUCUCCCAGUGGCGCUGGGACAGAAAAGCUCGGGAAGCCCUAUAAAUAGCAACCAGUCUCAAAGCUUUGCCAUUGUCUCUUUCAAAUGGGAUCACGUCAAGGACCCUUAUGUCAUUACACUCUGGAUACUCGUGGCCAGCCUGGCCAAAAUCGUUUUCCAGUUGUCCCACAGAGUCACUCGGGUGGUUCCAGAGAGUGCUCUUCUGAUUGUUCUUGGUCUCUUCCUUGGUGGCAUUGUAUGGGCAGCAGAUCACAUUGCCUCCUUUGCCCUUACACCAACUGUAUUUUUCUUCUAUCUGCUGCCCCCCAUUGUUUUGGAUGCUGGAUAUUUUAUGCCAAAUAGACUGUUUUUUGGAAAUCUUGGUUCUAUCCUUCUGUAUGCUGUCAUUGGGACAGUCUGGAAUGCUGCCACAACCGGUUUAUCACUCUAUGGCGUCUAUCAGACAGGAAUAAUGGGCCACCUGAAUACUGGACUGCUGGACUUCCUUCUGUUUGGCAGCUUAAUUGCCGCUGUGGAUCCUGUAGCUGUUCUGGCAGUGUUUGAAGAAGUCCAUGUCAAUGAAGUUCUAUUCAUCAUUGUUUUUGGAGAAUCACUUCUGAAUGAUGCUGUAACUGUGGUGCUGUACAAUGUGUUCGAAUCUUUUGUUACAAUAGGUCCGGAGAAUGUGACGGGGACUGAAUGUGUGAAAGGCAUAGUGUCAUUCUUUGUGGUGAGCCUGGGUGGUACACUGGUUGGCAUUUUCUUUGCAUUCCUGCUCUCCUUGGUCAGUCGUUUCACCAAGCAUGUGAGAAUCAUUGAACCUGGAUUUGUGUUUAUCAUUUCCUACCUGUCCUACCUCACAGCAGAGAUGCUUUCUCUUUCUGCUAUCCUCGCGAUAACUUUCUGUGGCAUCUGCUGUCAGAAGUAUGUCAAGGCUAACAUAUCUGAACAGUCUUCUACAACUGUAAGGUAUACCAUGAAAAUGAUGGCCAGUGGAGCAGAAACUAUUAUCUUCAUGUUCCUGGGAAUUUCAGCUGUAAAUCCAGAUAUCUGGACUUGGAAUACAGCUUUUAUUCUGUUGACUCUAGUCUUCAUCUCAGUAUAUCGAGUUAUUGGUGUAGUUUUACAGACAUGGAUUCUUAACCACUACAGAAUGGUCCAGUUGGAAAUAAUAGACCAGGUGGUGAUGUCAUAUGGUGGACUACGUGGAGCAGUUGCUUUUGCUCUGGUUGUACUUCUGGAUGUGGAAAAAGUGAAAGAGAAAAAUCUGUUUGUCAGCACAACUAUCAUUGUUGUGUUUUUUACUGUCAUUUUCCAGGGACUGACUAUCAAGCCUUUGGUACAGUGGCUGAAAGUGAAGAAAACUGAACACAGAGAGCCAAAACUGAAUGAGAAACUUCAUGGCAGAGCCUUUGAUCACAUUCUUUCUGCGAUAGAAGACAUUUCUGGACAAAUAGGACAUAAUUAUCUGAGAGACAAGUGGUCCAAUUUUGAUAGGAAAUUCCUCAGUAAAGUACUGAUGAGAAGGUCUGCUCAAAAAUCAAGAGACCAGAUCCUUAAUGUUUUCCAUGAGCUCAACUUGAAGGAUGCAAUUAGCUAUGUGGCUGAGGGAGAACGCAGAGGUUCCUUGGCAUUUAUACGCUCUCCAAGUACAGACAACAUGGUGAAUGUGGAUUUCAACACCCCACGUCCAAGUACUGUGGAAAGCUCUGUCUCUUAUUUACUGAGAGAAAAAGCUGGACCAGUGUGCCUUGACAUGCAAGCUUUAGAGCAGAGGAGAAAAAGUAUCCGGGACACAGAAGACACAGUUGCUCAUCACACUCUACAACAGUAUCUGUAUAAACCUAGGCAGGAGCAUAAACACCUGUACAGUCGACAUGAGAUCAUGCACAGUGAAGAUGAGAAACAAGACAAGGAGAUUUUCCAUAGGACAAUGAGGAAGCGCUUAGAAUCUUUCAAGAGUACCAAACUAGGAAUAAACCAUCCCAAGAAGCUCAAUAAAAUUCACAAGCGAGACCGAGGACAAAAAAGGCGAAACAGCAGUGUCAUACCAAAUGGAAAAAUACCUUCAGAAAAUCCAGUACAAGAUUUUACUUUGAAGGAAAAAGAUUUGGAGUUUUCUGAAUCAGAAGAAAAUGAUUAUGAAACUUUGCAUCUAGGCAAAGGAGUUGACUUCCUGGCUAAUGUGACACAGCAAAAUUUCACAGACGCUCCUACUGGUGAUAUCAACCAUGAUGUUGAAAUGACAGAAUACUCCUCUUCAGAUGAUCAACUAAACCAAACUGAAGGUGUUUCAGUGAAUCCCCUCCACUUCUUCCCAUCAUGUCUUGAGAUGCCUUGGACACAAAACUAUUCUUCACUGGAAAACAGAGGGAAUGUAUCUCUUUCUACUGUCUCUGAAUAUAUAGCUUCUUGUGACCCAAAUGUACCUGAUCUCUUCUGGGAAUCGGGUGCAGAUACAAAUAACAAAGAGACAGUAAAUUCAGGUUAUUGUUCUGAAGUUAACUACAAAUCACAGAAUUCACAAGAAGAUAAUUCCUUACUUAUAUUUGAAGGGCUGGAAGACUCUUAUGUGAAGGAGCCCCAAGAGAAGAAAUUGUUGCUUGACACACAAGGAAACUACAGAUCUGUUGCCAGACGUGUACAAAGCCGACGUUCUUUUCACAGGCCAAAACCUCUGCAACACCCUAAGCUUCAGAAGCUAGCAUCUCUUCCAGCAUCUUGCCAUGUCCCUCCACAUUCUUUGGAACAAGAAGAAACACAGUUGUGAGACAACUUUCUCAUUGAAGGGAGAAGAUGAGACAGAAUAACUUAAACAAGGGCUUCUAUAAAAAUAGAAAGCAACCUAUUGGUUCAUGAAGUCUGCUCUAGAACGGUUUCAGAUGGAAAGGGAGUCCUAUGAUGUCAGAAACACUGGAGCUUUUGCGCUGCACUUACAUUUUUAAGUUCUCAUUCGUAAUGAAGGGAAACAUGCCUCCUUGUUAUUUUGUUCAUGUAGACUGUUACAAAAGAUCAAUAUUAUUUUUGGAAGGCUAAAUCACGAAUCUUUUCAAAUGGUAAAUCCUUGGGUUUUUACAUGGAAAUGGUUUCUUAUGCCAUUAUGCCAUAAAUGCAUUUAAAGAAAUAGGCUACAUUUGAUGCUUCAGUAAUGGAAGUAAAUAUUUAUGAUGUAUGAAAUCAAUGUAGGAGAAGCCAAUGGUUAGCCUCUUGCCUGCUUUUAAACGAUGUUUUAAAGUCUACUGUGAUUGAAAUGGAUCAGUGCCUUUUAUAAGUGCAAGCUAAAGAAAAAUAUUUUCAUGCUCUUGAACAUUUGUGUCACUGAGUAACUGUGGGAUAGUGACUCUGGUGGAAAAUUUCCCAGGGAGAGGAAAGUCCUGGCAUCUUGAAAUUUAAUCAAGGGCUCCAGGAAGGCUAUUUCCUUCCUUCACCUUCAUUUCCUCUACUCAGUAGCACUGGAAUGUAAGAACGUCCAGAAUUAGCUAAGACUUUUAAUUUGUGUGCUCACAGGCAACACAUUUCAUAUUCUUAAUUAUGCUGCUGUGUUUUAAAUAGCCUCACUCAGACAGAAUGUAAAUAUUUGUCAUUUUUACUGCUGCUUUGGAAGACAGCUUCCAAAUACUCUUUUGGAUUUUAUUGUUAAUUUAUGUAUCAUUUUCAAUAGCUGAUCAGGAUAAUGGUCUCUCAGAUCCUAUCCUGUGUUUUGCCACAUGGUUUAAGUGCCACAGUGACUCAGGAUGUUGAUGGUACAGAGGUAGUUUGGCUACUGUGUAUAUAUAUAUAUCUCUAUAUAUAUAUAUCUGUUUGUGUUAGGAAAUUAUUUUUUGUCCCAAAUUUUCUGUUAAAUGAUAUUAAUUAAAAUUGCACUAGACAUCUAUUGUGUAUAGAUUUGGUCUGCAUCACCUUGAAGACAGCGGAGACAUCAGUGAAAGCCAACUCAGAUGAAGACUAAAGAAAAGUGAAAACUAAGACAUCUCAUGGAUGUAUAAUACUACAUAACAGUGUAUACUCCAUGGGCAUAUCUGUAUUUUGCCUUGGAUAAUUUCAGUCCUGAAUUUUUUGGCUUGAAGUCUUCUGCGGUAUUAAGUUGCAAAGAUUCAGUGACAUGAAUAGAAGAUGAGUGCUUAGCUGCUUCUGUGAUCCUAAUGUGCACCUUAUUUCUAUUUGACAUCAGUGUAAACCAUUGGUAAAUGAACUGAGUCACCUUCAGGGAAUCUAAAUUGCUCAAGACAGAGGCUUUAUCUGGUAAAUUUUACUUUAUCAUAGGAAUCAGUGGUUGUUUCACUUUACCUACCCAGAUUUUGAACAGUUUUUAAGUGAUUCUGUG
This is a messenger RNA of Pezoporus occidentalis (night parrot), 4908 nucleotides long. RefSeq names its product solute carrier family 9 member A3 (gene SLC9A3). Gene Ontology annotation, molecular function: sodium:proton antiporter activity; potassium:proton antiporter activity. The record is from RefSeq and is a predicted model, not a curated record. Bases 562 to 3354 code for a protein of 930 amino acids. Gene Ontology annotation, biological process: sodium ion import across plasma membrane; potassium ion transmembrane transport; regulation of intracellular pH. Gene Ontology annotation, cellular component: apical plasma membrane; plasma membrane; brush border membrane. The transcript is spliced from 16 exons. NCBI's taxonomy places the organism in Eukaryota, Metazoa, Chordata, Aves, Psittaciformes, Psittacidae.